AUGAUGAUCACCGGAGACAACAAGGGCACAGCCGAAGCCAUCGCUCGCAAGCUUGGAAUUCUGGCUGGAACAGACACCGUAGUCCACAAGUCUUUCACAGGAAAAGAUUUCGAGAAUUUGUCCGACAGCGACAAGGUGAAGGUCUUGCAACACAUCAUGGCACAGAAAGAUGUCGAAGGAGCUGUAUUUUCCAGGACAGAACCGAAGCACAAGCAGCUGAUCGUGAAGAUCCUGAAGCAACUCGGUGAGAUCGUCGCGAUGACCGGAGAUGGGGUCAACGAUGCCCCAGCCCUUAAGCAGGCGGACAUCGGCAUCGCGAUGGGUAUGACAGGGACAGAAGUUGCAAAAGAGUCAGCAGACAUGGUUCUUGCGGAUGACAACUUCUCGACGAUUGUGGCUGCAGUGGAAGAGGGAAGAUCCAUCUACAAUAAUAUGAAGGCGUUCAUCCGCUACUUGAUCUCUUCGAAUAUAGGAGAGGUCGCUUCCAUCUUCCUUACAGCAGCCUUGGGCAUCCCGGAAGGCUUGGCUCCAGUGCAGUUGCUUUGGGUGAACCUGGUCACCGACGGUCUUCCUGCUACUGCACUUGGCUUCAACCCCCCCGAUCUCGACGUGAUGUACCGACAGCCCAGGCGAUCAGACGAUGCGCUGAUCUCUGGCUGGGUGUUCUUUCGAUACAUGGUGAUUGGCAUCUAUGUCGGUCUCGCAACCGUGGGCAUCUUCAUUUACUGGUACUGCUUUGACGAGAGCCCCGAUGGUCACACCCUGGUGAGUCUCUCUGAGCUGAUGGGCUGGAGCCAGUGUGCUCAAUGGCAAACGUUUCUACCCAUGCCUUGUUUGGGACAGACGUUUCAUGGUGAGCCAUGCAGCUAUUUCACAGCUGGCAAAGUUAAAGCAUCAACGCUUUCGCUGACCGUUCUAGUCAUCAUCGAGAUGCUGAAUGCCUUCAAUGCGCUUUCAGAGGAUGGAUCCCUACUGCAACUGUCUCCGUGGACAAAUCCCUGGCUGGUUUUGGCCUGCUUGGGUGGCUUGGUCAGAGACAUCCUAUAUUUCUACGUCUCCCGCUGCGGGCGCGUUGCAUUUAUGUCUGCCACGCAUGCUACGCGCAUGAGACAUGUUAAAUGCAAUGCGACUGUACUCAAGAAUGGUGCAUGCCUGCUCAGUAGUACACGGGUGUGA
Molecule: messenger RNA, 1176 nt
Organism: Symbiodinium necroappetens
Lineage: Eukaryota; Dinophyceae; Suessiales; Symbiodiniaceae
Source: the annotation of a GenBank genome assembly